Diuraphis noxia (Russian wheat aphid) is the source of this 2619-nucleotide messenger RNA. It is a transcript of the gene Dhit, whose product is annotated as regulator of G protein signaling double hit. Lineage: Eukaryota; Metazoa; Arthropoda; Insecta; Hemiptera; Aphididae. The record is from RefSeq and is a predicted model, not a curated record.
GUCCUUCUAGUCGGGCUAAUCCGCCGUCGGUGUGUGUGCGUGUGCACGCGGCGUCAGGUCAACUGGAGUAGUGCGUACUCCCGUAAGYCCUCCGCGUCGUCAGUUUUUUGAGUGUCUCGGUCCGUGCGGUGGGCUCUACCUCGCGCGCUGGCUGGCUGGCGAGGCUCGUCGUCCUCAACACACGUUAUUAUUAUUAUUAUUAUUAUUAUUAUAAUACCGUCGACGCAUCAGUGUACCAUUUUAUUAUAAUGUAGUGGCGUAAGCGUGCGAUAAUAUUACCUGUAAGUCAUCGUUACUUGUUUGACGCCGUCGCGGCAUGUGAUAAUAAUAAUUACUCUGAUGUUAUCGCAGUCACAAUACAUUUAGAAGACGACUAUUGCACAUGAUAUUGUAAUGCAAUAUUAAUAAUAUUAUAAUGUUUCGUCGUUUUCAUGCGCGCACAUAGCCGUGUGUUGCUAUUUUUAGCUAUAAUAAUAUUAAUAACAGCAUAGUGUCGUUAACCGUCGUGCACGAAGGUACAUCACCGGAAUUGUUUGUUCGUUAUUGUUAUUAGGUACUGUUAUAGCAUUAUGAUGCGGUUGGCAAGCGAUUUGUGCGGUGUACCGUCACCGUCGCCGUAGUGGGCGAAACGCGACGUGAACAGGAUUGCGAUCGGUGAAGGGGUUGACCGGUAAAGGAGGGAAAACGAUAACCGCAUAUCAGCGAGAGAUCGAACGCCGGAAGUAAAGAGGUCUGUCCGGGUGCUAUUGCCGGCCGUCGACGAUGCCAUUCGGCUGGUCGCCGGGCAGCAUCAUCACUAGCACCGGUACCUAUCGCGCYUGCACUAGCACCAUUUGCACCGGCGGGAACGUCGGCGUGUGCAGCGAAUGGAGUGCGGCCGGACAGCGCGACGGCAUCGCGUACAGGCCGUGUGUACCACGUACGCGGCACGUCAUGUACCUGAAAUCAGUUGACAAUCCUAUCUGAAUGAUCCAGCGCAGCGGUGUCUCAAAAGAUGAGUGUGCUUGUGCCGAUUGAGAGGGGCGAUCCAGUUGGAUCACAGGGUGGGUCGCCACCGUGCACGGCCAGGCACAGGUUCACUCCUCCUGGAAAUCCCAGCACUCCGACAGACCCACUGCCUGUUCCUCCGGACGUUUCCGAACCAAACGCGGCCAUUGAAACGCAAGUGUCGGCCGCUCAUAAGCAUCCAUGCAUAUCUUGUUGGUGUUGUUGUUGCGGAUGCUCAUGGGAUCGUUUUUGUUUCCCAUUAAAAGGCCAUCCCCCCAAAACAAACGGAAACGGGUCUAGCGGCGGCAUAAUUGAAAAUCCCGUAGAGCUAAGGCCUCCGUUGGACGAAAUACGAAGUUGGAGUAAAUCAUUUGACCGACUUCUAAAGUGUCCUGCGGGAAAAAAAAUAUUUCGUGAUUUCUUACGAUGCGAAUACAGUGAAGAGAACAUAUUGUUCUGGAUGGCAGUAGAAGAGUUAAAAAAAGAAACGAAUCCUGAUAUAAUAGAAGAAAAAGCUCGGUUUAUUUACGAAGAUUACAUUUCGAUACUAUCUCCUAAAGAAGUGAGUUUAGACUCUCGUGUUCGUGAUAUCGUCAAUAAGAACAUCAAUCAACCAUCAUCUCAUAUGUUCGAUGAAGCUCAGCUACAAAUUUACACGCUUAUGCAUAGGGAUUCUUAUCCAAGAUUUAUUAACUCGUCGCAGUACAAAAAAUUAGCCAAACUCGAAAAUGGAGCAACCGGUAAUGCUCCAAACAGUGGCCAACAAACCCCAACCAAACGCAAACAGAGCAAUAUAUGAAAAAUAAAUUUGGACAAUUUUUCAGCGAUAAUAAUUCGUAUUUGGUGUUCAAGCCUGCGUUUGGACCCAUGUAUUUGGGACCAGAAUUGAUAACAUGUUCGUAGAUUAACAUAUUAUACAGGUAGAAUAAGGAAAACUUUKUAUUUAAAACCGCGAUGUAAAAAUAAAUUAGGUAUUMAUUGUUAAGGAAAUAAAUGUUUUAUACAUAAUAAUUAAAAUUUUAUUUCAUUCGCAACAAUACAUUUUUUUGUAUCUUAAAAAUAGUAGUUAUUAUAAUUUUGUAUCAUCACUAUCUUGUGUUUGUCAUGUGGGUACUUAAAUCGAAGUACCCAAUUGUUUUUAUAUUAAACUUACACAACACAAAUUCUUUUCUCUUAAAGUACGCAAUGUUUAAUAAAUUAUUAUGUGUAAAUAUAAAACAAUAAUGAUUUAUGUCAUAUGUUAUAAAUAAGUUUAUAUUAAAACGAAAUUGUGUUACCUACAAAAAUUAAUGCCAUAUAAUUGCAUAUAAUAAUUAUUUAAGACUAAUAUACGCAAUACUCGGUAUUCAAUACAAUUUUAAUUCGAUACACCGAUGGUAUUAACUCAAUUUAAAUGUUUUAGUAGAAUCUUUAAUUUUUGUAAUUGUCAUACCUACUUCCUUUCUAUGAUUUCGUACAAACAAUGUAAUAGUAAAAUAUAAUUUACUACAUAAUCAUUUCUAGUCUAAAAAAAGACUGUAUAAGUUUAGUUCAUUAAUAUGAUUACCUCUGUCAUUCUUAUAUUAGUUUUUUUAUUUAUUUUAUUUUGAUGUCAUAUAAGAAGCUUUUAACUGUGCCAAUUUACCCUUAUGA